Lasiodiplodia theobromae is the source of this 1398-nucleotide messenger RNA. RefSeq names its product Mucin-like protein. NCBI's taxonomy places the organism in Eukaryota, Fungi, Ascomycota, Dothideomycetes, Botryosphaeriales, Botryosphaeriaceae. The transcript is spliced from 2 exons. The coding region runs from base 1 to 1398 and encodes 465 amino acids. The record is from RefSeq and is a predicted model, not a curated record.
AUGCCUGCGCCGCUGCUCUCCGCCGCAGAGUACGAGGCCAUGCCUGAUGCCGUCCGGCGCAAAUAUUUCUCGUCUCUGGAGCGUUUAAGAAUGGAGCACGCCGCGCACCCUGUUCCGGACGUCAACUCCAUGCCCCGGCGUCCUCAGACCGCCCGUUCAUCCCGCCGUAGCGCCAGCCAGUCCAGGUCGGAAAGCCGCGGCCGCCGCCGGCUGAGGAAAGCGCAAACUGCCAACGACAUCACCGAAGCCGAGGCCCAAUGGUUUCUUUCCCUUCCGGAUAAGAUCAUCAAGUCCUGUUUGAGCCGCGAGGAGGCAAUUCUGCUGGCCGGACGUUGCGAGACCUUCCUGCUGGACUCAGACAGCGCAUCAGACCUUCCCAAGGAUCACGAGGCCACCCCGCUUCCCAUUGAAAAGAGGAGAUCCAGGUCGUUCCAGGGAGACUCCGUAAUCGACGCCUACGCCUCUUCGCAGGAAAUCCAGGAACCGCCGGAAGACAUGCCGUACCACCAGACACAGUCCCGCCCUAAUACCGGCCACAGGCGAGCCUCUUUCCGCAGGACCAUGUCCAUCUCUAAUACCAUUGGAAGGCUGUCCACGUCUUCUGCCCCCCCUCUCCCUUCUCCUCUGUUUGGUCCUACCCCGCAGACCAACCAGCGGCCAAGAGCCGUCACUAACGACGUGGCAUUCCGUUACGGUGGGGAAGUCGAGUCGGAGACCAAGUACUACCAGGAUCCAGAAGCCCGCAUGAAGCUCCGUCUCUAUCUCGCCUCGCCCCACAAGUUCGAUGAGGUGGUGGAGUACGGAUUCCCGUCGGACAAGCAGCAGUCCAGUCCCGAGGGCUCUCCCGAGGGCUCGCCCGAGCCGUCGUCGCGCAGCAUCCUCUUCGAGCGCCAAGCCAGCCGUGACCUUCACACAUUCCUCCGGGAUGACUCUGUUUCGUUUUUGGACUACAGCGACAUCGGCGACGAGUCGGACAGGGAGAGCAGUCUGGCGGAUCUCGACACUCCGGUCACGCCCGCUGAUCCCGAUGAGAGCUUCCGCACGGUGGCGCAGAUCCCCAAAUCCAACUACUCGUCACUGGAUUCGAAUGGCUUGCCAACCCUCCAAACCAGGGCCAAGAGGUCCCCGGACGUGUAUCCACAGCCAUUCCCGAGCAACCGAGAAAUGACCCUCCGCAUGACGCUCACGCGGCCGGAUCUGCGUGCCGACGAAGGGAUGCUGUACGGUUGGCAGCAGCACCAAGCGUCCAGGGAGGCGGAUCCUUUGGCGCUCCAAGAGCUCCCGCCGGAGAGCGACGAUACUACGGGCAUGCAUGGACCCUUUGCCGUCCAGAUGAACAACAGACAGGGCAACCUGGUGAGGAAGUUCCUCCAGAAAGUCAAAAAGGGCAAGCAGUAG